AUGCUCCGUGAGCUUUUCCUUCUUUGCACUUUGGCAUUUUUGGCGGCCGCCUCCGACAGUUGCGAGGACUGUCUUGCCAGUGGGAAACAGUUGGUUUUGACCCUUUUCAGUAGGAUUUUAAGGCUUUUUUCUCGAAAACUAAUGCGCUCUAGAGCUCCUUAAUUACAAACAAAUUCUUUAAAUAAAAUUUAUUGGCUUAUUAAUGAUUUUUGUUAAGAAUGAAGCCUCUUUCUAUAGCCUAUGUAUCACUACUUGGAAUUUCACGGAACGACAUUCCGCUGUGCCGCUGCGCGCCUUUGCCAACCUUGGUCGCGUUUUUCACUUUUUUUUUCUUUUAUUAAGGUACUCUACUUUCAUGUGUUCUCACAGCAAUGAAAAUCAAUUGAAAGCGUGACCUAGAUUCGAAAGACGCUUCGCGAACGCACGCAGCGGAACAGCGGAAUGUCGUUCCGUGAAAUUUCAAGUCGUGGCACACAUACUAUAUUUGCAAUUCUUUUUUGAAGAGUACUUUGGAUUUCAAAAAGUCUUUUCUUAAAAUUUUGGAACCCUUUGAAAUUGGCAAGAAUAAUCUUGUAAGUUAUUUUUUUGAAAGAAAAAAAUUGAAAAAUUUCAGUUUUUUUGUACGGCUGUCAACAAGUGCGACUUCUCCCCAUGUAUCUCAACUAUUACGGUCGGUUUUUUUUCGGAUUUUAUUCAUUUGUUCAGCCAAAAAAAUAUUAUUUUUGAAUUUUAGCGCUUGGACAACAGAUUAAUCAAAAAUCAUGGGAGUUCUCACGAAUUUGAAUCGUUUGGGAAGUCUGAAAAAAAGUCGGAUAAUUGCCUAACUACUCGAAAUUUUCGUAAUUCACAAGCUUCUGUUAUAAAGUUCUGACAUAUUUUUUGAAAAAACUGAAGAUCAAUUUUGAAGAGGGCAAUAAACUGCCCGAAACUGCCCGAUCCAACUUUUGGUUAUGAUGACAUGGUCGCCAGAACCAAAUGGCUUCCGUUGAUCGCCGCCGGAGAAAGCAACGGACAUCCCGAAAAAUGCCUGGCGUUAGUUUCGAAUCGUCGCGAAAUGGCACGAAAUUCCUAUUUUCCAGAAGUCAAUGGCCCACGAUGACACUGUACAACACGGUCACCGUCAAUUGCUCGACUUAUGGAAAAG
Messenger RNA from Caenorhabditis auriculariae, 1144 nucleotides. NCBI's taxonomy places the organism in Eukaryota, Metazoa, Nematoda, Chromadorea, Rhabditida, Rhabditidae. The record is from the annotation of a GenBank genome assembly.